Messenger RNA from Panicum hallii, 2288 nucleotides. Its product is annotated as potassium transporter 1-like. Gene Ontology annotation, cellular component: membrane. The record is from RefSeq and is a predicted model, not a curated record. Gene Ontology annotation, molecular function: potassium ion transmembrane transporter activity. The transcript has 7 exons. Gene Ontology annotation, biological process: potassium ion transmembrane transport. Bases 75 to 2018 code for a protein of 647 amino acids. Lineage: Eukaryota; Viridiplantae; Streptophyta; Magnoliopsida; Poales; Poaceae.
CGUUUGCACUUUAUUCAUUGAUAUCUCGCUACGCCAAAGUGAGUUUGAUUCCAAAUCAGCAAGCUGAAGAUGCAAUGGUCUCAAACUAUGGUCUGGAUAUAGUAUCAGCCCCUAUGAGGAGGGCUCAGUGGAUGAAGAAACGUUUGGAAAAUAGUGAAGUUGCUAAAGUUGCAAUUUUCCUCCUUACCAUACUGGGCACCUCAAUGGUUAUCAGUGAUGGUGUUUUAACCCCAGCAAUAUCUGUGCUCUCUGCAGUGAGUGGUCUCCAAGAGAAAGCACCACAACUCAAACAAGGUCAAAUAGUAUUGAUCUCUGUGUUCAUUCUAGUUGUGCUGUUCUCUGUUCAGCGUUUUGGGACAGACAGAGUUGGCUACUCUUUUGCACCCAUUAUUCUGCUCUGGUUCCUGUGCAUUGGUGGUAUUGGGUUCUACAAUUUAAUCAGAUAUGAUGUGGGCGUUCUGAGAGCCUUUUAUCCAAAAUAUAUUGUAGACUACUUUAAAAGGAAUGGAAAGGAUGCUUGGAUCUCUCUUGGAGGCAUCCUCCUAUGUUUUACAGGUACUGAAGCCAUGUUUGCUGAUCUUGGUCAUUUCAACGUAAGGGCGGUUCAGACUAGCUUCAGCUUCGUUCUAUUUCCGGCAGUGUCUCUAGCUUAUAUUGGGCAAGCUGCAUUCCUACGUAAACACCCUGAGCAUGUUCUUGAUACUUUUUACAGAUCUAUUCCAGGACCAUUGUUCUGGCCAACCUUCAUAAUUGCUGUCGCUGCUGCAAUCAUUGCAAGUCAGGCUAUGAUAUCCGGUGCAUUUUCGAUAAUUCAACAGUCACAAACAUUGGGCUGCUUUCCUAGGGUCAAAGUGCUACACACUUCAAAAUUGUAUGAGGGGCAGGUGUACAUUCCAGAAGUGAACUUUGUUCUUGGGUUGCUUUGUGUGAUAAUAACGCUUGCAUUCCAGACAACUACUGAUAUUGGCCACGCGUAUGGAAUUUGUGUUACUUCUGUGAUGAUUAUUACAACUAUUCUGAUGGUAAUUGUGAUGCUUCUCAUAUGGAGGGUGAGCAUUUGGCUGAUUAUACCAUUCUGCCUGGCAUAUGGCUUCGUAGAGCUUGUCUAUCUUUCUGCAGUUCUCUACAAAUUUACAGAGGGAGGCUACCUGCCUAUUGUGAUUGCAACAGUUAUGGUGGUAAUGAUGGGCGUGUGGCACUAUGUGCAUGUAAAGAAAUACUGGUAUGAGCUCGAGCACAUAGUUACAAAUGAAUCCAUGAGACAAUUGAUUCAGACCCACGGUGUGAAAAGAAUUCCUGGAGUAGGCUUCCUCUAUACAGAACUAGUCCAGGGAAUCUCGCCCAUAUUUCCCCACCUCAUCGAGAAAAUCCCCUUUGUGCAUUCAGUGCUAAUGUUUGUUUCAAUCAAACACCUUCCAAUUCCUCAUGUGGAGGUCUCGGAGCGCUUCCUCUUCAGAAAUGUUGAGUCCAAAACUUCCAGAAUGUUCCGGUGCGUGGCACGCUACGGAUACAGCGACAAACUAGAAGGCGCCAAGGAAUUUGCUGCUUCCCUUAUUGAAGGACUCCAGUCACAUAUUGAAGAGGGACACUUUAUCACAGACAUGCAAAUUCAAGAAACUGAGGCUCAAACAGCCUCCGCUGGAGAUGGUGACGCAAGACCUCGUAAAGCGGGUAGCUCCACGGUGUAUAUUGAAGAGGUAUUGACGGCAGGUGAAACUACGGUUCUCACCCAACCUCGCCUAAGCAGCUACUCAGCACACUCAUCUGGAAGGAUCAGCGAAGAGCAAACCCGCACAAUUGCAGAAGAAAAGCAAUUUAUUCAGAGGGAGCUGCAGAAAGGAGUGAUCUAUAUCCUGGGGGAGACCGAAAUAAAGGCAGGGCCUGAUUCUUCAUUUGUCAAGAAGAUUGUUGUCAACUACAUGUACUCAUUCCUGAGGAAGAACUUCAGGCAAGGGGAGAAGGCCUUCGCGAUCCCAAGGCAGCAGGUGCUCAAAGUUGGAAUGGUAUAUGAAAUAUGAGCAAAAACCCUCUGAAGAAGUGACUAUAGCUGCAGCGGUUUCUCCUGAUCGAUGCUUGGCCUGGAUCUUAUCUACAGGUUUGUGUUUGGUUUUCUUUCUUAAGCACGUAUUGCACUUCCUUGGAAGGCAGUAGUGUCGAUUUGAUUUCGGUGUGAAAGUUUAAGCUUGUGAUGCUGGUAUAAAACACUGUAUGCAUAUCCUUCUAUGCACUGUAAACCAUGUACUGUACUACUGUUGCAAACUGUUAAGUAAAAAAUCACCUUUUGUAAA